AUGUCUUUCCAAUCAGACUCCGAAGGGCUCCUAUUCCACCCCAGGGAUGCUGCUGGGGUCGUGAGCCCAAGUGAGCAGGCACAAGCACGCUGUAGCUUUAAAAAGUCAGCCAUGAGACAGAAGGCAGUUGUUGCUGGAGUAAAAGAAGACCGAAGCCUUCCAAUGUACUCAGUUGACGUGGAAAACAAGGAAAAUGGCUCUGUUGGUGUCCAAAAUGCCAUAGAGAAUGGGAGACCACUGGACCCUGUGGACUGGGCCGUAAUAGAUGUUGUCAAUUAUUUCCGUACAGUCGGAUUUGCAGAACAAGCCAUUGCUUUUCAAGAACAGGAAAUCGAUGGAAAAUCCCUGCUGCUGAUGACAAGGAAUGAUGUGUUGACAGGACUUUCAUUAAAAUUGGGUCCUGCUCUGAAAAUCUACGAAUAUCAUGUAAAACCUCUGCAGACACGGCAUUUAAAGAACAACUCCUCAUAAUACAGUCAAAUUGGGGCCUUGGACCUCAAAUAAUAAAUGAUUAAGUAAUUUA
This is a messenger RNA of Antechinus flavipes (yellow-footed antechinus), 523 nucleotides long. It is a transcript of the gene SAMD13, whose product is annotated as sterile alpha motif domain containing 13. Gene Ontology annotation, molecular function: protein binding. The record is from RefSeq and is a predicted model, not a curated record. The transcript has 4 exons. Bases 1 to 471 code for a protein of 156 amino acids. NCBI's taxonomy places the organism in Eukaryota, Metazoa, Chordata, Mammalia, Dasyuromorphia, Dasyuridae.